AACAAACAGAUCGAACAUUUGACAGCUAUCAAAAAGAAAAAAUAAACUGUCACUUAAACUGUCAUCGGACAUUUGUUCUUUACAUAAUCGAGGAAAAUCAAGACGAUGUCCGCAUUAAUUAAAGUUUUAAGCAAAUCCCAAAUUGCAAACAAUUGGGCCAAGAUAACCGUGCCUCUUGUUCGUUAUAAGUCUGGUAAACGCGAAGCACCACUUAUUGAUGUAUCGACUGCCCUUGCAAAGCCCGAAGAGAUCGAGCAGAAGAAUAAACUUGCUGGACUCAUUACAGUUCCCGUUCAAGUUGACAUAAGUCCAAUCUCUGGAGUUCCAUCGGAGCAUACUAAAACAAGGAGAGUCCGAAUUCAUAUGCCUCCAAAGAAUGCAAUGCAAAGUGGUACCAACAACAUUCAGAAUUGGCAAAUCGAAUUUGAUAAUCGUGAACGUUGGGAGAACCCUUUGAUGGGUUGGGCAUCCACAGGUGAUCCACUAUCAAACUUACAAAUUGAAUUCAAUACCAAGGAAGAAGCUAUUGCUCAUUGUGAAAAGAAUGGUUUAAGGUGGUUUGUCGAGAGCGAUGAGAAACCAAAGAAGGAACGUGUUAAGAACUAUGGCGUCAAUUUUGCUUGGAAUAAGCGCACUCGCGUUUCAACUAAGUAAACUAGUCUAGAAAAAUUGUAAUAAUCUAUAUAAAUUGAUCGAUUGUGUGAAACACAGAA
Molecule: messenger RNA, 713 nt
Organism: Episyrphus balteatus (marmalade hoverfly)
Lineage: Eukaryota; Metazoa; Arthropoda; Insecta; Diptera; Syrphidae
Gene: ND-18
Product: NADH dehydrogenase [ubiquinone] iron-sulfur protein 4, mitochondrial
Exons: 4
Coding region: 106-654 (182 amino acids)
Biological process (GO): electron transport chain
Source: RefSeq, a predicted model, not a curated record